Molecule: messenger RNA, 519 nt
Organism: Penicillium pulvis
Lineage: Eukaryota; Fungi; Ascomycota; Eurotiomycetes; Eurotiales; Aspergillaceae
Product: glycine decarboxylase subunit H
Exons: 3
Coding region: 1-519 (172 amino acids)
Biological process (GO): protein lipoylation; glycine decarboxylation via glycine cleavage system
Cellular component (GO): mitochondrion; cytoplasm; glycine cleavage complex
Source: RefSeq, a predicted model, not a curated record
AUGGCCUCCGUUGCUCGCGCUUUCCGUCCCCUUACCUCCCGGGCCCUUGCCCAGAAGCCUCUGGCUUCUAGCUGCCGUGCUACACCUGCUUUCCGCUUCCCGCGGGGAACUCGGAGCUUCUCGCAGAGCCCUCUUGCUCAGGUGAAGAAGUACACCGAGUCGCACGAGUGGAUUGAGCUCGUUGACGGCACCAACACUGCCAAGAUCGGUAUCACCAAGUACGCCGCCAACUCCCUCGGUGACGUCGUCUUCGUUGAGCUCCCAGAGGCCGACCUCGAGGUCUCCGCCGGUGAGCCCGUCGGUGCUGUCGAGUCCGUCAAGUCGGCUUCCGAUGUCCUCUCCCCUGUCGCCGGCAAGGUCAUCCAGGGUAACGCCGUUCUGGAGGACAACGCCAAGACCAUCAACUCCAGCCCUGAGCAGGAUGGGUGGAUUGCUGAGAUUGAGAUUAGCGAUGCUGCUGAGAUCGAGACUCUCCUGAGCGAGGAGGCCUACCUCGAGACUCUUGAGGGUGACCACUAG